AUGUCCGAACAACGGUUCAUCCCAGGGCUCAAGCCAACAAUGGUGACCCAAAUCGGGCCCGAGGCCUCUUACUACGUUCGAGCCCGAGUAGAGGCCUCUCUACCAGAUUACCUUCCCGCCUGUAGUUUCACUGUUACUCCUGCAGUUGUGCUUCACGGUCAACUCGGGGAGCUGUCCUCAGAAACAAUUCAGGAGACGUUCGACCGUUUCCUGGAUGUUGAUGAUGUAUUUCAGGAAGCAUUUACUAAGGACACAUUUCUCAUCCUCUCAAUGCCGAUCGGGAGCCAGCCUGCCAAGGUAGGAAAUUCUACCCUUAGCCAUACAUCGACCGGACGCCUUAGUCUGGAGGCGCUCCCAGCAGAGCUAGCCAGCUCUCUCAAGUCAAAAUCACUAGUAUUAUGCGUACUAGAUGGGGAGUUCGACCUACCCGAAGGCCCUUACUUUAUCGUGGGCCAAAACCUUCACCAAGCAUGGCGUCUCUAUCCCGACACUCUCGGGGCAUUUUCGACAACAGUAGUUCCAGAUGACACUAUGGCUAUCUCUCCAGACUCAUACACACAGACCUUUCGAUCUUUGCAGAGUUCGGGGUUCACAGGAGCGGACGCGAGUGUGGCCGUCCCAUCUCGCCUCUACUUCAGGCGGAGUGAUGAGAGACCAUUGGACGGGAUGAGGAUCGCUGUGAAGGACAAUAUCCAUCUAAAUGGGGUCAUCACUGGCCUUGGAAAUAGGGCAUACGCUGAGCUCUAUGGCAGGCAGACCGAAUCCGCGCAGUUCAUCCAAGAUCUCGUAAACAAAGGAGCAGUCAUUGUAGGGAAAACAAAACUCUCAGCGUUUGCAGGAUCUGAAAUUCCCCCCUGUCAAUGUAUCGACUACUUCCCACCAUGGAAUCCACGCGGCGAUGGCUAUCAAGGCCCCUCCGGCAGUUCGAGCGGAGCAGCAGCAGCAGCAGCAGGGUACAUAUGGUUAGACUUCAGCAUUUGCACCGAUACUACCGGUAGCAUGAGAUACCCUGCAACAAGCCAUGGGGUUUGGGGCCAUCGAUCCACUUGGAAUAGUAUUAACUGGGCGGGAAUUAUCCCAUCUUGCCCGUCUUUUGACACUGUCGGGCUCCUUGCCCGCACUCCCACUGAGAUUAAUGACGUUCUCAAAACAUCAGGGGCUACCCAGAAAAGCAAUGAUUGGCCAACAACAAUACUCUACCCGACUGAAUGGUUUCCCCUUAAUAAUAGUAACCAGCAAAGCAUGACUGAUGCAUUCGUGAAAGCACUUGAAGCUCUCCUAGGAGUCACGCAUAAAGAGAUAUCCCUUGCGGAAGAGUGGUCCAAGUCAGGUCCGGAGGACCUACGAGACAAAUCCCUCGUUGACCUCGAAGAUAUGGCCGUUACUUUGGGUGGUUAUGAUAGCUACCACUAUUUUGAUGAUUUUCGGUCUCAGUACUUUCAGAAGUUUCAAAAGCCACCAUACGUGAGCCCUACGCACACAGAGAGAUGGAAGCUUGAUGAAGCUGAGACUUCAGAAGAACGGUCAAAGGCAUUUGAAAUGAUUCCGCGUUUCCGUGCUUGGGCAUUUGAAAAGUUAUUGCCCAUUAGCAGGGAAGGGACUUGUCAAACCAUCAUGAUAGUUCCGCACGGGCGACCAGGGGCGAAUUAUCGUGACGGCCCUUAUAAGGGAGACCCGACCUUCUUUACGUCCAUGCUAGGUGUACCCCAAAUCGUUGUUCCCAGCACGGACCUGACACUCGUCAAGGUGGCCGAAGGUGCAUUGAAGAAGGCUGGGUGGCCAACCGACAUUCUGACAGGCCGAUUCUUGUUUGAAGUUGGAGAUAAUGAGCGGUAUUCCACUGUGCCACAGAACAAACCAAACCUCUGA
Molecule: messenger RNA, 1869 nt
Organism: Nannizzia gypsea CBS 118893
Lineage: Eukaryota; Fungi; Ascomycota; Eurotiomycetes; Onygenales; Arthrodermataceae
Product: amidase
Exons: 10
Coding region: 1-1869 (622 amino acids)
Source: RefSeq, a predicted model, not a curated record